Molecule: messenger RNA, 1020 nt
Organism: Drepanopeziza brunnea f. sp. 'multigermtubi' MB_m1
Lineage: Eukaryota; Fungi; Ascomycota; Leotiomycetes; Helotiales; Drepanopezizaceae
Biological process (GO): protein insertion into mitochondrial inner membrane from matrix; mitochondrial respiratory chain complex IV assembly
Cellular component (GO): mitochondrial inner membrane
Molecular function (GO): membrane insertase activity
Source: RefSeq, a predicted model, not a curated record
AUGUCCCUCCUCCACCGAACGAAGCUCCCUCGACCACCCGCCCUCCACCAAGUCCUGCUUCUCCCCUCAAGCCUCCGCUCACGAACCUUCCACGCCUCACCCAGACCGCAAAAUGUCCUCCUCACAGCAAUCAAUGCCUCGCAUACAGCUCUAGAUGGCCUGCACUCCCUCACCGGCCUCCCCUGGGCCUACAGCAUCCCCCUCUUCGCCCUCCUCCUCCGAUGCACCAUCAUCCUACCCAUCUCCAUCUACCAGCGACGCGCAAUCCUAAAACAAGCGUCUCUGCUCCCGCUCCUUCAAUCGUGGCGCCAUGCUCUACAACACGAGACGAUGCGGGAAGUCAGAGCGAAGAGGAGCGAGCUAUACUCCCGUCACGGAUGCGGGAUGUGGAAGAAUUUCCUGAUGCUGGUACAGCUGCCUGUCUUCCUCAGUGUCAUGGAAGCAUUGCGCAAGAUGUGCGGGUCGAGAGAAGGCGUGCUGGGCAUGUUGAUGGGGAAUCAAAACAACGUCGUUGAGACUGGCGUCGAGAACGUCGCGGGCGUUAUCACAGGCGACGGGCUGGUCGAUCAAGCGCUCAGUAUCCCGACUGAGAUGUCGCUGGCUACGGAAGGCGUGCUGUGGUUCCCGAAUUUGCUGGUUGGCGAUCCGCAACUCGUGCUACCGUUCGUACUGUCUGCGACUCUGCUGCUGAACAUCUUUGGGCUGCCGACGUCGAAAAGACCGUGGAGUGUAAGAUUGAAGCGGUCUUUGGGCUUGGUCUGCCUUGUAGUGGGACCUCUGAUGAUUAAUGUCCCGAGUGCGCUGUUAAUAUACUGGAUUAGUAGCAGUGCGUCGGCGUACCUGCAAGCUCUUGCAUUGGAGAACUUCAUGCCUAUUCCGAAGGCCGUUGCGCCUUGUGAGCCGAAGCGGCCGUGGAGGGCAGGGCUAGGUGUCCAGAUGUCUGCGGUGCAGUCUAGAAUAGGAGGGAAUUGGAGAGAGGUGAAGAAGCCGGUGGCCACCGAGAGAGGUCCGCGGAAGUAA